AUGAAUCCUUCUAGUGGAGACACGUUAAGCGAGCUUCAAACGCUAUACUGUCCCCCAGUGGACUCUGCGUUAUUUGCGGCCCUGGCGUCUGAUUUCGACCUAACAGACCCGGCAGCUGUCGAGGAACUUAGUCAAAUCCUUGCUUCCAUCAAAGAAUCUGCUCUAGAGCAAGAAGAUCUUCCAUUUGAUCCGACAGGAACAUUCAACCAUGAAAAUAAUGAUACUGGAGUAGGCGACUUUGACUCCUCGCAUCACACAUACCCUAAUGGGCAAAAUACUUCACACACCCGAACGGAUACGUCAAGUCAUACAUCCAACUUGAUUUCAAGUGAGAAUGACGGAAGAUCCUCUUCUCAGAGCAAAUCUCAGGGUGCGUACACGGUGGGGACAGAUGGCUCCCUGCAAUUCUCAAGCGGGUCGGACGAGGAAACAAUUGAGUCACUCGUGCAAAUGUUUCCCACGAUAUCUCUUCUUGAUAUCACACAAAGUCUGAAGAAGAGCGGUGGGGAUCCCACCAAAUGCAUGGAUGUUUUGCUCAAUUUGGCCUUUUUCGACGAGUCUCAAGUAGCCGAUGAUGACGCGAAAAUCGCUGUACCAAAAGGAAUAGAUGGUUUCCUGGAAGGUAGCGGUGACAUCGGCUAUGUCAAAGGGGGCAAGAAAAAGCGGAGCAAAAACCAGAAGCUGCGACAGGGACCCGGUCAUUCUUGCAAUGGUUCCCUUCCUCAAAAUAAGUGGGAGAUUGGCAAGGCAGACAUCGAGUUCAUCUCUUCGCGCACUCCGAAUAUCCCCAAAGAAAAGGUGUCAUCCAUUUACCACGCUAACGGAGGGUCUUUAUUUCCCACCAUCAGAUCGAUUGCUCUUGCCAACUGUCCAAAGGACGUGCACGAGAUUGAUGAUGAUCCUGUCAUGCUCACACAAGUGGCCGAGCUCGCCGGAGCAUUCCCCAAUCUCCAAAACACCACUCUGAUCGGGCUUUUAAGAGUCACAAAUAACAUGCCCUCGGCGGCGGCUGACUUUGCAACGGUGCUGGCUCGGAGGCCUUCAUUGUCUGAUGUGUCGAACAUUAUCAAGUUCACUGCAGCACCCAUCGACCUUAGUGAGGAAGACAAUGUCGGCGCCUCUGGUUCGGGGAGUCGACGCAGUGAGGUCGUCGCGGAUGGUUCUGAUUAUGCGCAGGCAACAGCGGCAGCGAACGCCCAUUUUGCGGCAGGCUCCACCGCCUACAAUCAAGCACGCGAAAGCUAUCGCCGUUCCAAGUCGAAUCACCUCUUUUCUGCUGCGACGGCAGUCUACCGAGAAUCCGCAGAAGAAAAUUUCAAGCGUGGAAGAGCCCAACUCUCGCUUGCGUCUGAUCGCCUUGUGGACAGCCAAUCUUCUAAGUACGAUUUAGAUCUUCACGGCAUCACAGUUGCCAAUGCGGUUCGCAUUGCUCGCGAGCGAGUCCAAAAUUGGUGGGACAAUCUUGGCGAUGCUAAGUAUGUUCGUGGGGGUGGUAAACAUGUACACGGUGGUUAUAAGAUCAUCACUGGUGUCGGCAACCACAGCCACGACGGCACAUCUCGUCUCGGACCAGCAGUUAGCAGGAUGCUCAUUCAGGAAGGCUGGCGAGUGGAGAUUGACCGAGGGUUUUUGUUGGUCACGGGCGCUGCCCGUGCCCGUUAA
Messenger RNA from Penicillium maclennaniae, 1662 nucleotides. RefSeq lists its product as uncharacterized. The transcript has 2 exons. The coding region runs from base 1 to 1662 and encodes 553 amino acids. Gene Ontology annotation, molecular function: ubiquitin binding. The record is from RefSeq and is a predicted model, not a curated record. NCBI's taxonomy places the organism in Eukaryota, Fungi, Ascomycota, Eurotiomycetes, Eurotiales, Aspergillaceae.